Molecule: messenger RNA, 1586 nt
Organism: Anopheles stephensi (Asian malaria mosquito)
Lineage: Eukaryota; Metazoa; Arthropoda; Insecta; Diptera; Culicidae
Product: cytochrome c oxidase assembly protein COX18, mitochondrial
Exons: 4
Coding region: 490-1524 (344 amino acids)
Biological process (GO): protein insertion into mitochondrial inner membrane from matrix; mitochondrial respiratory chain complex IV assembly
Cellular component (GO): mitochondrial inner membrane
Molecular function (GO): membrane insertase activity
Source: RefSeq, a predicted model, not a curated record
CCCAUGACAGCCGCUUAUCAAAUACACGGUGAGUUUCAAGAUCCGCUACGGAUUUGCUUAUUGCUGCAUUUGCAACAAGAAAAAAGUCCUCCAGUCUACAGACUGAUAACGAACGUGAUCACUCGAAUACCAAGCAUCACCAGUAGUAGAUCUCCCUUUGUGUUGCCCGUGUUCGUAACGUGAAAUGAUUCAUCAGCUUGUGUCCCUGUUGUUGAUCGUCCUGGUGCUGAGUGUUGAUGGAGCGGCAGCAUCCGGAAUGGAUUUCGGAGAUGCGUCCGCUUUAGUGAUUGGCAUUUUCCUUAGCGUAAUCGGCAUACUGGCGUGCCUCGGGCAUCACGCACGGAAGCUGCGGGCAAAUCAGUUCUAACCAAACCAAGAGCCAACCCACCCAAGAGCAUACUUUUACGCGUCAUUCACUCUAAAUUUUGUCUAUCUAUUCCGGGAUCUGUUUCAUCCUCCACCACCAUUCAUUCCUUAGUAUGCUAAGCGAUGAGCUACCUAAGAUCCAUACGACCCUUGGCACAGACGGUGGCUGUCUCUACACGGCAACCACCCAGAAUAGCACCGGCACAAUGCAUCGCGCUACCGCUACAAAGACGAAACUUUUCCUACGAAGCCACCGUCAGUGGCAUCUGGCAGUCACUCUCGCAAAGCGCUCCGGUAGCUUACGUACAGCACGGUAUGAUCAAUCUGCACGACUUCUCCGGACUACCCUGGUGGGCCACGAUCGUUCUCACAACGGUGGGCCUCCGUACGCUCGUCACCUUACCGUUGGCGGUGUAUCAAAACAAAAUACUGACCCGGCUGGAGCAAAUCUCGCUCGAAAUGCCCGAACUGAUCAAGGAGCUGAAAGCGGAAACGGCGUACGCGAUAAAAAAGUUUAACUGGACCGAAAAGGAAGCCCGCAUCAUGUACAAUCAUUCGCUAAAGAAACAAUGGAACAAGCUAAUUGUGAGAGAAAAUUGUCACCCGGCCAAGACGAUGGUGCUGCUCUGGGGACAGAUUCCGCUGUGGAUCGUGCAGUCGGUAGCGAUACGGAACCUCGUCUCGAUGAUGCCCGAUCCGACCGCGAUCGAGGCACAGAUUGCCUACACCGAGCUAACGCUUGGUGGUUUCGGCUGGAUACCGAACCUGACCGAGCUGGACCAUUCGUUAAUUCUCCCGGUAACGUUGGGCAUCAUAAAUCUAAGCAUCAUUGAGAUACAGGCAGCAUCCCGCACGAAACUACCCUCCAAAUUGCAGACCAUUUUCACCAACCUGUUCCGAGCGUUGAGCGUGCUCAUGGUACCGAUUGCGGCAUCCGUUCCCUCGUGUCUCUGCCUGUACUGGGUAACGUCGAGUGCGUACGGGUUGGGACAGAACCUGCUGCUGCUUUCGCCACGCGUUCGGCGUGCCGUCGGGAUACCGCUCGUCCCAUCGGAGCUUACCCAUCCCUAUCAACAUCUGCGCAGCACGCUGGCUGCCAAACUUGGUACACUAACGAACAUUGGUUCCGGUAAUCAUCCGCCUAGCACGAAAGCGUGAACCGAGAUGUGAUUGUUUUCGGAUAAUAAAAACAUUAGUAAGACAUUUUGUUAUAAAACAAA